Talpa occidentalis (Iberian mole) is the source of this 957-nucleotide messenger RNA. Its product is annotated as olfactory receptor 10AG1-like. NCBI's taxonomy places the organism in Eukaryota, Metazoa, Chordata, Mammalia, Eulipotyphla, Talpidae. The record is from RefSeq and is a predicted model, not a curated record. Gene Ontology annotation, molecular function: G protein-coupled receptor activity; olfactory receptor activity. Gene Ontology annotation, biological process: G protein-coupled receptor signaling pathway. Gene Ontology annotation, cellular component: membrane.
AUGGAACACACAGGGCAAAAUUCCCCACCAGGGAACCACACUACACUGGUGGAAUUCAUCCUGCUCGGGUUUUCUGAUGUUCCAAACCUUCAAGGAUUUCUUUUUGCUAUAUUUCUGAUACUCUACCUCAUUAUUCUUAUGGGAAAUAGCCUCAUUAUCAUGAUAACUAAGGUUGAUCCUUCGCUCCAGACCCCCAUGUAUUUUUUUCUUGGGAAUUUUUCCUUUUCGGAAAUAUGUUACGUGUCAGUUACUCUCCCCAGAUUAUUAACAGAUAUCUGUAGAAAAAGUGGAAACAUUUCCUUUCUAGCCUGUGCUAUUCAAAUGUAUUUUUUUGUGACCUUAGGUGCCAAUGAGUGUUUAAUCCUCACUGCCAUGGCUUAUGACAGGUAUGUUGCCAUUUGCAACCCAUUACACUUCCCUGUCAUAAUGAACACUAGGCUGUGCAUUCAACUGGCAGCUGCCAGUUGGACCACUGCAAUUCCAAUACACAUAGGGUUCACCUCCCUGGUCUUCUCUCUACCCUUUUGUGGAUCUAACCAGUUGAAUCACUUUUUCUGUGAUGUCCCUCCUAUUGUUCAGCUUGCUUGUGGAGACACUUUGAUGAUUGAUAUGUUGAUUUAUGUGAUUGCUGCUUUACUUGUUGCUAUACCUUUUUUAUUGAUUCUUGGAUCUUAUGUGAAAAUAAUCUCCACCAUUAUGAAGCUGCCAUCAGCAACUGGGAGAGCCAAGUCCUUCUCGACUUGUUCUUUCCAUCGCAUGAGUGCGACUUUAUUCUUUGGAUCAGGCAUCAUUGUAUAUUUCAGACCUAAGUCCACUCACUCAUCAGGAAUGGACAAAUUCCUCUCUAUUUUUUACACCACAGUGACACCCAUAUUUAACCCCAUUAUAUAUUGUCCGAGAAACAAAGAUGUUAUGGUGGCCUUGGGAAAAUUCCUAAAGAAAUGGAUUGUGCUGUGA